Messenger RNA from Mercenaria mercenaria, 810 nucleotides. Its product is annotated as lysozyme-like. The transcript has 5 exons. The record is from RefSeq and is a predicted model, not a curated record. Gene Ontology annotation, molecular function: lysozyme activity. Bases 182 to 667 code for a protein of 161 amino acids. Lineage: Eukaryota; Metazoa; Mollusca; Bivalvia; Venerida; Veneridae.
UUUUUAAAACCAUUGAAAUAAAACAGAAGGAUGUACCAUCCUUUAUAAUCAUCCAUUACGCACCUUUGUCAAUAUAAAUAUUUAUAUAAAUAAAACGGCUCAAAGGCUUCCACACAGAGAAGGACACGCUAAAAGAUUUAACAGAUACUUAAAUAGACGGUUUAACAAGGGAUUUGGACCAAUGAUAAAGAUGUUGAGCUUCCUGAUAUGUUGUUUGUAUUUGGUGAUGAACACUGGGCAAGCAGGUGUAAUUGAUAACCCCGUGUCUCCAAUGUGCCUCAGCUGCAUUUGUAAAGUUGCCACCACCGCCUGUGUUGACGUAGGCUGUAGCGUAGAUCGUGGAGGAUAUGCAUGCGGCUAUUACCAAAUCCGCUAUGAAUACUACAUUGAUUGUUACAAACCAGAGCCAGAUAGUGGAUGCCAGGGGCUUACGGAAGAACAAUGUUGGAUGAAAUGUUCGCGAGAUAAAAACUGUGCUGAAAGGUGUAUCCAAGCUUACAUGCUACGAUACAGGAACAAGAAUGGCGCGGGCUCUGACUGUGAAAGUUAUACCCGGCUCCAUGCCGGUGGUCCAUUUGGUGCAGCCAAGUGGAGUACGUAUUGGUAUAACCGAACGACAUCAUACUGGAACCGUGCGCGAGUGUAUGGAUGCUUGUCAGAUUCUUAGAUGCUCGUGUGCUGAAGAAAUAUUUCCUUUAUUUCAAACGAUUUUUUUUCUGUAACGAAAUGUGACUGUAUAUAAUAUAUAAAUGUUUUAUGUAUAAAUUAUGAUUUUGUAAAUUUAUGAUAAAUUAUAAAUGUUUGAUGAAG